AUGGCUGCUUCCAGUGGCGACACGCUUUUCGAAUCGGCAGUAACAAAAAUCUUGAAAAGCUGGACAGUUUUGGAGCUUGCAAUAAACCAUGGAUUUGGUGGUGCCCACUCACAAGAAAAGGGAGAUUGGAUGGUCUAUGCUGUAUGCCAGUGGUUUAAAGAAAACGAUGGCAUAGAAGCUUAUGAACUUGAGGACUUUUUGGCAGAUGUUCUGAACACAGAAUUUGAUACAAUUGCAGAGGAUGGGAGUUUAAUUCAGAUCUCGGAGAUGAUCUGUAAAAUGUACAGUCUGUGUGCCUCUGGUCAGACUAUUGAUGUUGUAGAGAGACUAAAAUUGCUUCCAUCACCUCAAGUUCAACACUGUGUUUCUGCCACAGUGUGCCAAGAAGAGAAUGAUGAGGAAACUGGGGAUGUGUUUUGUAAUGGUAGCUCAGAUGUGUCUGGUUCCCAUGAAAACGGUGUCCCAGCAGCACAGACCACAAGGGCAGAUAACUCCCAUCAGGAAGAGGAAAUGGACACAGGUGAUGUGGAGGCUGAUGAUGGGUGGACAGUUGUGAAGAAAGGCAAAAGGAGAUGAUACUGAUAUUGAGUUCAUUUUACAUAUAUUUAUUUAGUUUUUAUGGAUAGAUUGUAUGAAUGUCAUAUAGUGUAAAUAUUAACCAUCCUCCUUUUAGAGUGAAGUACCAGUAAAGGAAAUCACUGAGAAAAUUUCAAAUUCAAGUUUUAAUACCUUUAUUUUAGGCCAUAAAAAUUAAUGAAAUGUUUCUCAGAAACUUUCUGGGGGGAAAAAAUGGGCAGGCAAUAUAUAAACAUUGGCAUGUUAAUGAAAUUCAUUGAAGUUUGAGUUGCGAGAAUAAGUAGUUUUUAGAACCUAGUAAAAAAAGUUUUUAAAUUGAUUGUAUAUUAAAUCUUCAAUAAAAAUAAAAUUUAAAAAAGUAGCCUCAUUGUGAAUGUAUCCGGGGAAAUAAAUGCUUUUCCACCCAUUUUUUCAGCAACAAAAAAAGUGAGAAACAAUUUUUUUGGCCUUAUGUUAGUAUUGGUUAUUAUUGUUUUUUAUUGGACUGAAUAAAAAACUUUCAGUACUUGAAUUGUGUGGUGGACAGUAUUGGUAAUUUUUUGAUGCCAGUUAUGUCAGUUUACAUGCAUUUUCACUUGUGAACAAAACUCUUGAACUAAUUCUACCUGUUCACAUAAACAUGCUAUUCCAAGAUUAUGAAUAAGUAGGCCCACAGUGUAUGGUUUCAUCACUGACACUUAGGAUGAUCAAAAUAAACCAGCAAAUAUUAUUUAACAUUUAGCUACAUUUAAUUCAAAUGAAAUCUAUAAAAGGGUGGGGAGCACUUUAUCCAGAUAUUAUUCAAUAAUAUGUACUUCCCAGCUACCUACAUAUAUUUAACUUUUGACUUGAAAAUGUGGUGUUUGACAUUGAAAGUAAAUCUAGUGAGCUAUCCAAUCAGACAGGAGUGCUAAAUCUGCUCCAACUAACAACUUAAAUGUUUUCCAGCCUUUUCUACCUUUAUUUUCGAAGAGCAUACAGGUAAAGGCUAUUUCAAUACCUUUGUAUGUAUAGCAUAGUCAUGAGAAUAGGGUUUUUUUUUUUAAAUUUUCACCAAGAAAAUGCAAGACAAAUUAUUAAGAUGGGAAAUAGGAAAUGGCCAUAGCAGCACACGGCAAUGUUUUGUAGUCUUAAAUUAAUGUUAGGUUAAGUGACAUUGUCCAGGUGCUAAAGGGUGAAUGUAACAGGGUGAUAUAUAUGCAAUAUCUCUACCUCUGGGCCGGGGGAAUUUGACUUUAGUAUGGUGGUAGAUCGCUGGUUCAAAUCUCCAGUUGCUGAGCCUCGUCACAUUUACUGUGUUUAAUUUAGUGUGAGAAGACCACGGGUGAGAACUGUUUCAUUCUGUAUUUGUCAAAUAAACCUAUUAUGAUAGACAGUGUUAUGAAAAGAAGACAGUGUAUGAAAUGUACUGAAAAUGUGUUGCUUUCUGUGCACUAUUGUUUCAUUUGUUGUCAUCUUCUAUUCUUUACAUGGAAAUGACACAUGGGUAUGCCAGGUGUAUGUGGAGGCAACAGCUUAAAAAUUUCAUUGUUGGAAACCUACUGUAAUAUGAAAUGGUGACGUUAGAUGCAGACUGAUUCUUUCUAGCUCACAUCUGUUAUAGGUUAUAUUUUCAUCUUUUUGGACACCAUACUACUUUAAAACUUAUAUGCAAAUCAGCAUGAGGUAAGAGAUAAUUGAUUGUUUUGGUUUAGGUUAAUUACUUAUUUAUUUUAUUGGUGUUUUACGUUAUAGCUUCUUUCAGAGGCAUUUAGGAAUUGGGAUGGUAUAGAUUGACAGAGGCAUUACUUAUGGAUAACAAUUCCUGGAUUUAUUGUGU
Messenger RNA from Liolophura sinensis, 2374 nucleotides. Its product is annotated as pre-rRNA-processing protein TSR2 homolog. The coding region runs from base 1 to 576 and encodes 191 amino acids. The record is from RefSeq and is a predicted model, not a curated record. Lineage: Eukaryota; Metazoa; Mollusca; Polyplacophora; Chitonida; Chitonidae. The transcript is spliced from 6 exons.